Puntigrus tetrazona (Sumatra barb) is the source of this 3888-nucleotide messenger RNA. RefSeq names its product synaptotagmin-like protein 2. The record is from RefSeq and is a predicted model, not a curated record. Lineage: Eukaryota; Metazoa; Chordata; Actinopteri; Cypriniformes; Cyprinidae. Gene Ontology annotation, molecular function: small GTPase binding; neurexin family protein binding. The coding region runs from base 400 to 3576 and encodes 1058 amino acids. Gene Ontology annotation, biological process: intracellular protein transport; exocytosis. The transcript is spliced from 15 exons. Gene Ontology annotation, cellular component: exocytic vesicle; plasma membrane.
UCAAAAUAACAGACAAUGCAUAAUUCCUGAAAGUUACGUUUUGUGAGCUCUAUGCCUCUUUUAAGCUUAAUUAUCAUUACGAAACCUUUUUAGCUCUAUUUGUUGUGGUUUGGGAAACUAAGUUUGCUGAGGGACAAGGGUAGGGAAACAUUAACUUCUCAAACUGAAUGUUGACAGAUGACGUCACGUCGUGUGGGUUUUGUUUUUUUUACACCGUGUGAAUAUGAAAGACUAUGACACGCGUUAAAAGUCGCAGCAACCCUCUUCCUCAGUCACGCGGAUUGAACGCGGGUGGACAGAUAUCUGAUCUGAGGUAAACGCGGCCGUUUGUGUUGCGGCUGAACUCACCUUUGGGACAAGUUCUGCGCUGCUGGAAAGCGUUUGCUUUUACUGACCAGGAUGAAGCAGUCAAAAAGUACGCUGGAACGGAUUGACUUGAGCUUUCUGUCUGCUGAGGAAGAGGCGGCCAUCCGUCAAGUGCUUCUGAGAGAUGAAGAUUUAAAACGGCUGGAGAGUGGACGGGUCAGGAAACUGAGGCAGUCUGUCCCUGACCUCACGCAGCUGAAGACUUUGACAGGUGAGUGGUUUGAAGAGCUCAAGGUCAGGCGAUACGGACAGCAGACGGAUGUCACAGCAGUGGUGAGGUCCUCCAUGAGAUGGAAGAAAACAGCAGCUCAUAAACCCAACCCGUUCUUGAAUAAUCCACUAGACGAGAACAAAGAGCAAGGCAAGGAGGAUCGCAGCACAAUUUCAAAACCAUCAGCUGACCCUAGAUUAAUUCAUCCAGCUCUUAGUAAAGAGACUUAUCAUCAAUACACUGAUGAGGACUUGGAUGGUGAGACUUCAUCUGUUCCACAAAAAGCAGCAAGAAAAAAAAAAUUGCGAGCAGAACUUGAUGGCAAUCGUGUCCUCAAUAGCACUGACCCACAAUGCAAUCCAUCAGAAGCACAACCCAAAGAAUUCUCUGGGGACCAAACAACAACAGUUUUUCCCUUCUUCAGUACAGUUCAAGACACUAAACCAGAAAGAGGCACCACAAAACAUGCAACAAAUCCAGAGCCGAGGCAAAAGGUUUCACUCCCUUCAGCAUUGCGAAGAGACCAGUCAUUUGAAGAGAACUGGGUAAAGAUCUCUCUCGAACCGAACACAGUGAAACCUGUGCAUGAUGAAAGCAAUAGUGUUGGAUGUAAUCAAAAAGAGGUAAAACUGCAUGCUGAGAAUACAGAGGCCUUGAAGAAACAAGACAGAAACGUAGAGCCUCCAUCUUUAAAUUUCACGGAUCAAACAUCUUUUCAAAUUGUAUGUCAGGCUAAGCCUAAAUACGAUUUCUUAGAAAGAUGUUCAUCGACUGAGUUUCAGAAUCAACCACGGACCUUAGUUUUCACCAGUGAUGAGUCAGAGUUGAAUAGACCGUCAGAUCAUGAAGCUUUAGAUGAGGUUAACGAGUCUACUAAUGCUUUCCAAGAUAGUACAUGCAGAGAUCAGCAGUGUUCAGUUGAAUGUGCGUUUAGAGAGUCUGAGAGCGAUAAACUGCAUCCCUCAAACUUUGCUAAUGAGCAUGAUAAGAGAAAGAUGGUCUCCAGAGAUAUUCUUAAUGAUGAAGCAAGAUCAGACAGGAAGGGAGGUGAAGGGAAGAAUGUACGCAGUGGUUUACUUGCUGAGACAGAUAUAGAUCAAGUAGUUGAGUGUGAGGAACGAAUCAAUAAGCAUUCUUCUGCUGAAAAAGCACCCCAAAGUCAGUUGUUAAAAUGGGGGAUUGAAAUGGAUUCUCACAUAUUUCCCUCUGACACUCUGCAGGGGAAAGACGCUUUCAGUGAUUCUGCCAAUGACCGACCAGUGGAAAUGGAAAAGGGAACACCUAAUGAAAAUAAGCAGUUGCAGAAUAAAACAGCUGAUUUAAGUGAAGUGCAAGAUUUUAGAAUUUCGUCACCACCUUCAAAACCAAGUGUCAGUGACAAAACCCUGCAACGAUAUCUUGAUGCCCACGAAGAGAGAGAAAAAAUAAAAAUAAAGCCAUCAAAUGAUCAGAACUUGCCAAAUAACACUAAAAAUAAGAGUCAGGUUUUAGCAGAAUUAAGCCAGGACUAUCUUUCAAUGACCGAUGAUGGCAAAUUAGUGCACAGUGGAAAUGCUGGAGUGCAAGUUAACACUAAAAAUAUUGACGAAACUGUUGUUGAACCAAUUCUACUUGUUAAACCUACGAGCGAAGAUGUUGGUUCUCCAAAGAUGAAACCUGAGAAGGACAAUGCUGAUAGUGAGCAGAGGACAGAGUCAGAUAUUCUACUAAGUGUUCUGGCAAGAGCUCAAAAGGAAAGACCACCCAUACUACAGAAGAUCACCAUUCAGGAGCCAAAGCAGGAGACUAGAGAUGAUACGGUUCCUACAAUAGUCAUUAUGCCAUCUGAAUCUCCAGAUCCAACAGAAAUGAAAGGACAAAAACACGGGGUGUUCUUUUUGGAGGAUUUACUUAAGGGAUCUAAAACUCCUUCCUACACCGCAGAUGCUUGGGAGGAUGAAGGAGUUGAUUCAGAUGAUGAUGACACUUCACUGUCCAGCUAUGGGUCAAAUCUCUCUAGCAGAAAAGGCUAUUCGGCUAGCGCAUUGUCUCUUACUGAUCGCACCGGUAGUUUGCUGAGUGUGUACAGCGACGCAGGGGAUUUUGGGAAUGUCGAAGUGCAGGGCUCUGUGGAGUUUGCAGUGAUGUACAGCCCUAUUGGAGAGCUUAUUAUCAUGAUUGAACAGUGCCAGGAUCUGGCCAUAGCUAAUCCACGUAAACAGCGCACUGACCCUUAUGUGAAGACUUAUCUCUAUCCAGACAAGUCACGUCGCAGCAAAAGGAAAACUUCUAUUAAAAAACGGACCGUGAAUCCAGUUUACGUCGAAUCUCUUAGAUACAAAGUGAAACGUGAAGAGCUGCCAGAUAAGACUCUGAAUCUGUCCGUAUGGCACAACGACUCCAGGGGCCGAAAUGUGUUCCUGGGGCAGGUUGAGAUCAGUUUUAAGACCUGGGACUGGGGACACGAGGCCCUCACAUGGUACAACCUACAGCCAAAGAACUCUGAAAAUCAAGAAUUGCAAGAGACUAAUGGAUCGUUAUCAGUUUCACUGAAAUAUGUUCCUCCGGAGUCUGGUGGGUUGAAGAGCAGCACUGGGGAGAUUCAUGUGUGGCUGCGGGAGGCAAAAGAAUUACGCCGCCUUAAGCCGCAGGGAGUCGAUUCUUUUGUUAAGUGCUACAUCUUACCAGAUACCAGAAAGAAAAGCCGCCAGAAGACUCGCAUUAUAAAAAAGUCUCAGGACCCCGUGUAUAACCAUGCCAUGGUGUAUGAUGGGUUCAAAACUGGGGAAGUCAGUGAGGCCUGCUGUGAAUUGUCAGUUUGGGAUCACAACACACUUGCCAAUCAGUUUCUGGGAGGACUGCGCCUCAGUCUCGGAACAGGACAAAGCUAUGGCAAGAAGGUUGAUUGGAUGGAUUCGAUGGAUGAGGAAAUUCAAAUAUGGAAAAGAAUGUUGGCCAAUCCAAACAGCUGGGUUGAAGGAGAGCUUCCCCUGAGGUCUUCCAUGACCCCGAGGAAAUGAACCUCCUGAAGUUGUGGUCUUGAAUGUUUAGUUGCGAAAGAAAAACAAUUCCCAGAGCAAACUGAGCAUUUCCAGUUACUUAAUCGGUUUCUUCAUUUCAGCCCUUCUCUCAACAAAGAAGGAUUUUGCUGCAACUUAUAAAGAGUGUAUUAAAUGUUGAAACUUUCUGAACAUCAGAGACGUUGUAUUCGAGUAUAUGUAGUCGAUCAUACUUAAUCAUAUUAAAUAAUUACCCAUACAUAAAUCGAUAUGUGUGUUAAGAUACAUGAUUAUAGUGAUUAAUUCCAAAAUAAAAAAAGUAAAAGAAGGUGA